AUGCUGGAUUGGGCAGAGGAACGGGCUAAUUUGAACAUUCAGUAUGUGUUCCCGUUUCCGUUCCGGGAGAUGCAGUCGCUGAGGAAGCAGAACAUAGUUGAGAAGAAGGACAUCAGUGUGUUGGAGCUGCUGCAGACAUGCCACAAUGAGACACGCUCCAUGGACUUUCUGGAGCAGCCAGACUGCAAGGUGCUUUUUGUCAUGGACAGGAUUGACAUCUUCCAAGGAAAACUCGACUUCAAGGUACCCCCCCCCCCCCACACACACACACACACACACACACACACACAGGGCUGAGGUUAGGUGUAUGGCUAUGGAUCCGCUCUUUACAGUACCUAUAAAGAGAUCUCUCCUUCUCCCCGCUCCACCAGAACACUCCUGUUGUGACUGACAUUGAGGCUGUUAUUCCCCUGGACUCCCUGUUGGUGAAUCUGAUCUGAGGCUCCCCGCUGCCCCUCGCCCUCUUGUGGCUGACUGGGAGACGUGCAGCUACCACACAGUACAUCCACCGUGUCACUGAGAUACAGGGCUACACGUGUGUGUGGCGUUUAGAGGGGUAUGGGGAUUGGGUGGUAGGAUAGUGUUUUUAUGUGGAGUAACUAACCAACUCUAACAUCUAUGAGUUGUUGCAACACAAUGUAAAGCAUUGAGGGUGAGUAAAAGGAAACACUUUGAUAUAAAAUGCUAAUCAUUGACUAUGUUAUUGCUGUUAUUAGUUUAGUUUAUUUGUCUUAUUUAUUUAGUUACAGUGACAAGCAGAAGGAUGACUAUCUGACCAUGCGUAACUCAGGCUGUUAAGAUCCUCAGACACACCAAGACCCCACCCACCAUCUACACCCUGUGUCACAUGCCCUUCUGCUGCUGGAUAGUUGCCAUGGUGUAUGAGAGGGGUUUCCAUAACGAUGAUGACUAUGGAAACGAGCCCCCCCAAGAUAACGUCCUUCAUCCACUACAUGAUCAUCCAGAACAACCGCAAGCUGGAGAAAUACUAUGGGCAAAACCCCAACUCACAGGUCUGAUCCACCCUCCUAAUAUAAUAUAUAUGCCAUUUAGCAGACGCUUUUAUCCAAAGCAGCUUUACGUAUGGGUGGCCCAAGGAAUCGAACCCACUACCCCGGCGUUGCAAGCACCACGCUCUACCAACUGAGCUACAGAUGACCUCCUCCAUAAUGUUGGUUCACUCAUCUUACCUGCUAGUUGUGUACUAAGUCUUAUGUACAGUAUAAAGCAUUUUCUUUUUUUCUCGAUGCUAAAUGUCUCUAGAAAGUCUCAGGGUCUUGUUUAGAGUCUUCCCCACAUUAUGACGUCAGACAUGACAUUGGUGUAGGUUGUGCACUGGUGAUGCUGUUAUAUGUUGUCUUUACUGUGUAAGGCAUCUUUUGAACCUGGAAGAAAGAAAUACAAAUAUAUUUUUACUGUAUUAUUCCUAUAAUCAGAAAUGGACGGACAUGGACCAAGUGUUCAUGUUGAAGCUGGGUCGCCUGGCUCUGAAGCUUUUGGAUAACAACCGCUCAGUGUUCUAUGAAGAGGAACUGAAGGAGUACAGCUUGCCUGUGAGGGAGAAGGCCUGGUGGUCGGGCCUGUGUGCUGAGCUGGCCAGGUGAGGGAGGUGACCUGGUGGUCGGGCCUGUGUACUGAGCUGGCCAGGUGAGGGAGGUGACCUGGUGGUCGGACCUGUGUGCUGAGCUGGCCAGUUGAGGGAGGUGACCUGGUGGUCGGGCCUGUGUGCUGAGCUGGCCAGGUGAGGGAGGUGACCUGGUGGUCGGGCCUGUGUGCUGAGCUGGCCAGGUGAGGGAGGUGACCUGGUGGUCGGGCCUGUGUGCUGAGCUGGCCAGGUGAGGGAGGUGACCUGGUGGUCGGGCCUGUGUGCUGAGCUGGCCAGGUGAGGGAGGUGACCUGGUGGUCGGACCUGUGUGCUGAGCUGGCCAGUUGAGGGAGGUGACCUGGUGGUCGGGCCUGUGUGCUGAGCUGGCCAGUUGAGGGAGGUGACCUGGUGGUCGGGCCUGUGUGCUGAGCUGGCCAGGGCGAUUCCCAAAGACAAGCCGGUCUUCUGCUUUACACACCUGAGCUUCCUGGUGGGUUGGACUUCCUGUCACAUGACUUUACUUCUCUUGAUUUUAUUGAGAUUAUUGACAGAUGUAUUAUUAUUCAUAAUGAAUGUGUCUUUGUUCUUAUCAACAGGAGUUCAUGGCUGCACAUUACAUAUUCACCUUCCGCCUGGAGGAGCGGAAUGUUCUAGACCAGUCCUACCGCGUCACCGAGCUGUUCAAGGAGCACUCUCUGGUGGACAUGUACCGCAAAGCCGUUGACCGUUACCUCAGUGCUCCUGUCGGUCAGUACGACCUGUUCCUGCGCUUCCUGUGCGACCUAUCCAUGACGCUCAAUUACGGGCUGCUCCGAGGGAUGCUGUUCCCCCAUAACGCCCCUCCGCUGAAAGGUCUGGAAGACGUGGUCAGGCUGCUGACCAAGAGGAAGGACAGCGCAGGGCCAGAGAGACAGGCCAACCUUAGCGAAUGCCUUAGGCAGCUGGAAGAGUCUGAGGACUGA
Coregonus sp. 'balchen' is the source of this 2547-nucleotide messenger RNA. NCBI's taxonomy places the organism in Eukaryota, Metazoa, Chordata, Actinopteri, Salmoniformes, Salmonidae. The record is from the annotation of a GenBank genome assembly.